Molecule: messenger RNA, 273 nt
Organism: Macrosiphum euphorbiae (potato aphid)
Lineage: Eukaryota; Metazoa; Arthropoda; Insecta; Hemiptera; Aphididae
Source: the annotation of a GenBank genome assembly
AUGUCGGGCGACCAGCGAGGCGGCGGCUUUUACGCUACGGUGCGCGUCAUCUCCACGGCGGCAAAGAACGGCGGAUACGACGACAGCGGACGGUGGCGGGACGGCGACGUUACGGCGGAUGCGGUGGUGGCGAGUGGUGACAAACCGGUCAUUCUAACGUCACGCGCGGGGCCCGUCCGCGACCGGCAAAACUUAACUUGGGCACUUGGCACUUCCUACGACGGCGAUCGCGUAAAGUCGACCCGUCGUCGAGCGGCGGGUAAUACGCGAUAA